Molecule: messenger RNA, 912 nt
Organism: Hylaeus volcanicus
Lineage: Eukaryota; Metazoa; Arthropoda; Insecta; Hymenoptera; Colletidae
Product: UPF0602 protein C4orf47 homolog
Exons: 4
Coding region: 1-912 (303 amino acids)
Cellular component (GO): centrosome
Source: RefSeq, a predicted model, not a curated record
AUGAAGUCUCUGGGUAAACAAUUUGGAAAAACGGAUCUCGAUCGAGUUGGGUAUUUUCACGAUCCAUCCUCGGCGCCCUUCGACAAAUACGAUGGAACCCCGGUGACCUUUCGCGAGGGUAUCGAAAAAGGGCGUCAAAUGCACCCCGGACCUCCGACACCCUUGUUCGAGGAGAAAUUCGUUCGCAUUUUCGUCGGGGAAGCUCUGAACGAACCGUGGCGAUUAAAAGCUGAAGAACGGUUGGAACGCGACAGAAAGAAAAUCGGUGGUCUCAUGCUGCCACCCUCGCCAGCGAAAAAACACGCAACCCCAGGUGAUUAUCACGGAUGUUUCGAGAAAGUCGCCUACUUCAGCCCUGCGCAGAGACCGGAAAAAAAGCCUGGACCCGAAUUGCCGAACGCAAUGACCAGACCUAAUCCUCUCGGGGGACCCGGCUACGCGGAUAUUUGCAUCAAUCCCUUUCCAGAAUACUCCCAUGAUCCAUAUGAUCCAGUAGUGAAAGAAAAAGUAAGACCCGUUGGUCGAUUUCUAUACGCCAGCGCGCCGCUGGAUUAUUUCCCGCCGCAUCCGUACAAAGACGACGAUCCAGGACCCACCUACAUACGUCCCGUGGAGGUAAAACCGAAAAUAAUAGGAUCUGGCCGAAUUUACGUCCCCUUUCCCAAAAAAGCCGGCGGAAACCAUUCCGGCUGCUUCGACAAAUUUCCGGAGUAUUCGAGUGAUCCUUACGAGAAGGAUACGGAGAAGGAGACGAAGGUGGAAGGUCACUUCAUUCUCGGUGGACCGCCCCUGCGAAAGAAAUACACCGAUAGCAUCGUAAAUCACGUUACUAGGAUAUCCUGCAACGCGACGAAUUAUAUGGACUAUCAACCACGAGUUUAUUCUUUGCGCACGGUGAAAUGCAAGAAGUAA